Dissoconium aciculare CBS 342.82 is the source of this 1224-nucleotide messenger RNA. RefSeq names its product NAD(P)-binding protein. The coding region runs from base 1 to 1224 and encodes 407 amino acids. NCBI's taxonomy places the organism in Eukaryota, Fungi, Ascomycota, Dothideomycetes, Mycosphaerellales, Dissoconiaceae. The record is from RefSeq and is a predicted model, not a curated record. The transcript is spliced from 2 exons.
AUGCCGUUGCGUCGGCCAUCACAUCAGUCGCCUGUUGUGUCCAUCGAUGACCCUCAGCUUCGUCUACCAGCAUCCACAGGUCCUCCAGAUGAGACCAAGCCAAUCAUUCCCAAGGUAUGGCUGGUAUUCGGCGCCACAGGCCAUAUUGGUCGAUCAUUGGUGAAGGCAGCAUUGAACCACGGCGACAAAGUUACGGCAAUCGGUCGCAUUGCGGAGAAUACUCGGCAACAGAUGCAAGGCUGGCAUGAAGACUGCAUAGGCGAUCUCUGCGAUGUCAGAAUCCGCGAUUCGGUCGAGUCUGUCAUCCGAGCGAGUGUGUUGCAUUGGGGUAGAAUUGAUAUCAUCGUCAACUGCACUGGUUAUGGUGUCAUUGGAUCGUGUGAAGACCAAGAUGACCACGACCUGCGUUCACAGUUCGAGACCAACUUCCUCGGCACACUCAACAUCGUGCAGCUUUCACUUCCUUUGUUCCGCGAACAGUCAUCUAAGCGGGACGAUGUAGAUGAGCCCGCUGGACGUUAUAUUAUUUUCUCUUCAACAUCGGGAGCUCUCGGCGUUCCAGGCCUCGGGCCAUACUGCGCGACAAAGUACGCCACGGAAGGUCUCAUCGAAAGCAUGCUCUAUGAGGUCGACACCUUUGGUAUCAAAGCCACUUUAGUGGAGCCCGGUCACAUGCGCACCAAUGAAGCUAACGGGUUGGAUGAUGUUGGCAUCGAUCCCGAGGGUCCGGUUGAGUUGCGCAAAUAUGGUCAUUUUCUCAUCAAAGCUCCUUCCGCACCUUACGAUUCGCCGACGGCCCCCGCUGGCCAUGCACGUCGUCUGGUACAAUGGCUGACUGACCGUCAACCGGUGAGCGCUAUCAAGUCUGCAGAAUUGACGUGGCAGCUUGGCCAUUGCCGCUACCCUCCAUUACGCUUGCUCCUCGGAACCGUUGCGGUUGAGAGUGUGCGCGAUCGCUUGAGAAGUGUGAUUGAAGAAAUCGAAGACUGGAAGCAUCUGCAAUUUCCGGAACCCAAUGACGUUGGACAGCGUGAUGAGGAUGACGAUGAUGUUGACGAAGCUCUUCGGGGCGAAGACGUUAUUGGCGAAGACGAGGCUGCAUACAAGGAUGACAAUGACGGCGGCGUUGAGCUCGAUGCAGACGACACAAUUAUGAAGACCAAUGAAGAUCUCCUACCUAUCGAUGACACCUGUGAUGGACGCUCCUCGUCCGUAUUGGGAUGA